Molecule: messenger RNA, 820 nt
Organism: Ilyonectria robusta
Lineage: Eukaryota; Fungi; Ascomycota; Sordariomycetes; Hypocreales; Nectriaceae
Product: 3-hydroxyanthranilic acid dioxygenase
Exons: 3
Coding region: 229-771 (180 amino acids)
Biological process (GO): 'de novo' NAD+ biosynthetic process from L-tryptophan; quinolinate metabolic process
Cellular component (GO): cytoplasm
Molecular function (GO): iron ion binding; 3-hydroxyanthranilate 3,4-dioxygenase activity
Source: RefSeq, a predicted model, not a curated record
AGCGAAAAUAGUUGGUCUGUUUAGAACUCUGUAGUCUAUAGUUUCUUCCUGCCCGUGACAAACCACCCCAUCAGGACUGGCAUUGACUUGACGCCGCUCACUCGCCCACAGGACUUGGUUACCACCAAGCGCAGCUUGUUUCCGGCUCUUCUAUAUUCGACUUUGUCAACUAUCUAGGUUCCGGGCUAUCCUCAGACGCAACAGUGCAACAUCCGCUUGCGCAAGACGAUGCUUGCGCCGCCCGUCAACUUGCCCAAGUGGCUUGAAGAGAAUUCCCAUCUUCUCCAGCCGCCUAUCAACAACUACUGCGUCUACAAUGACGACUUUACCGUCAUGAUCGUCGGCGGGCCCAACGCCAGAACCGACUACCACAUCAACCAGACGCCGGAGUGGUUCUACCAGUACAAGGGCGCCAUGAUGCUCAAAGUUGUCGACGACGGCCAGUUCCGCGACAUCAUCAUCCGCGAGGGCGACAUGUUCCUGCUGCCCGCCAACACCCCCCACAACCCCGUCCGCUUCGCCAACACCGUCGGCGUCGUCCUCGAGCAGCGUCGUCCGCCAGACUCCCUCGACCGCAUGAGGUGGUACUGCGCCGAGUGUAAGGAGGUUGUCCAUGAGGCCGCCUUCCACUGCACCGACCUGGGCACUCAGAUCAAGGCCGGCGUGGAGGAAUUCAAGGCCAGCACCGAGAAGAGGACAUGCGGCAAGUGCGGCGUGGUCGCCGACUGGGUGCCGAAGCCUGGAUCGAUCAAGGAUCCCAAUUUGCAGUAAAUCAUGGGCAGUGAAUGGAGAGUGUAAAACGCUCGUCAUUGUAGCAAUA